UCCACUCUCCCAGACCCCAGACUCUCUUUGGGAAAAAAAAGGGGGAAAAUGGAUUGAUUAAUUCGAAUCCUCAUGGAAUUAGGUCACUUUGUUACCCCAUAUCCGUUGGAAUCAAUCAGAUGGAUGUUUUACAUUGGGAUGGAACCCUUUCUGCAAAGGAUUUCAGAGUUGGUGCUUUCGCAUUUUCUCAGAAAUGGGAAAGUCUUAACUCUGGUUUUCCUCCAUGGGUAUGGGUUCUUAGUUCUAAACACCCUUGGCUUGCUUCGCCUGAGGAGGAGGGCUACUUGUCACUGGAAAAGAUAUGCAUUUCCAGGCCAAAUGAGGAAGAUAUUGAUCAAAUCAGUCAAAUUGACACCGGGGAAGAAGAGAUCGGUUGCCCUGGAAACGAAGAUGUUAUUGAUGAUGCCACAUUGGUCCAAAGCAGUCAUCAUGAAUUACAUUACUGUGAUUUUCAUAUAGUUUACAGCAGUACAUUUAGGGUUCCAGUGCUAUAUUUUCGUUCUUACUGCAGUGAUGGAAGACCUUUGCCGUUGGAUGAAAUAGAAAAGGAUCUUCCUGCAUGCUCUUCAAAAGAAUUGUCAAAAUCAAAAUGGACAUUUAUAACUCAAGAGGAACACCCAUACUUGAAAAGACCAUGGUUCAAGUUACAUCCAUGUGGGACUGCUGAGUGGAUCAAGUUGCUUUUUCUCAGUGACACAGCUAAGCCUAAAUUUGAAGUGGUGCUGGAAUUAUAUCUUCUGUCAUGGUUCUCGGUUGUCGGUCAAAUGUUUGGUCUCAGGACCCCUUUCAAAAUUUCAAAUUAGGGCUGAUAGUAAAUUUUUUACCCUAGCUUCUACAACCAUUGAAUUUCGUAUUCUUCAUUAAAUGGUUUUUAUAUGGUUAAAUUUUAUUAACUCUAGAAUUCUACAUUCUAAAUAGAUUUCUUUUGCUUGUAUUAUUGUCAUUUGAAUGAAAGAUGUUAUAUUUAAUUGAUAAGUAAACUUACACUAGUUUCA
Messenger RNA from Hibiscus syriacus, 995 nucleotides. RefSeq names its product ubiquitin-like-conjugating enzyme ATG10. Lineage: Eukaryota; Viridiplantae; Streptophyta; Magnoliopsida; Malvales; Malvaceae. Gene Ontology annotation, molecular function: Atg12 transferase activity. Gene Ontology annotation, biological process: protein modification by small protein conjugation; protein lipidation; macroautophagy. The record is from RefSeq and is a predicted model, not a curated record. The coding region runs from base 120 to 803 and encodes 227 amino acids. The transcript has 7 exons. Gene Ontology annotation, cellular component: intracellular anatomical structure.